GCUGCCUCUGCUGCUAUCAUCUGUGUCGCUACUGCUGUUGCUUUUUGUUGUUGUUUGUUUGUGUGUGUUGUACAGGGUGAUGUUGGAGGUGACAUUGGCUCACAUUAUGUGACAUUUGUCUUCUGCAUUUUCUUCUGGGAGUUACUGCCCACGGUGGCUAUUAUCUUCUUCUUCCGUAUUCGACAGACGUCUCUCCCACCGCCGUCCCCGUCAUCACCAACCCCAGCACAUGAUGCAGCACAAGCGCGUUUCUUUGACAAUCCAAAGCGCUAUGAUAGUGACGCAGAUGAAGACUUGCCUGGACCGUUGCCUCCGUUUGGUUUCAAUGCCAAUCCCUCUACACCAGCCAUACAUCCUGUGUAUGGAAGUACCAACUCUAUUGUCCAGUCCAGUCUGCCAUCACCUGCUUACGGUGGUGGUGGUGGUGGUGGUGGUGGCAGUGGUGCAUCUUCCCUGCAGAAUGGUAACACUACAACAUCGUCGUAUGAAUAUCGUAUAGGCUCCGGUCCAGGAUAUUACUAUAGUGAGCGCAGUGAACGUACAUAGCUGCACAGUGCCAUAGCUGCACAGUGCCAUAGCUGCACAGUGCCAUAGCUACACUGGGCCAUAGGCUAUUAGCUACACAGUGUCGUAGCUACACUGGGCCAUAGCUACAAUAUGCUCAGUAUCAUGGGCAAGUGAACACUUGAGCGUGCACAGUACAUGCACGAAGCAGCCGGUCAUGCUCUUGAGGUGUACCCCUUAUGUCAGGGUAUGUUUUCCAGCAGCACCAACACUAGCUCCAUCAUGUAUCAGUAAUCCUGCAAUGUGGAUUAUGCCAUGCUGUAUUGGCAUGUGCAAUGUACUGAUGUUGAGCACGACCCUUUUGACAUUACGCCCACUGGCACUAAGCUCUACAAUGUGCUGUACCUGUUCCUCACAUUGGUCAUUGUGAUACUCGACUACAGCAAUACUAACUACAUCAUUGUAUAGCAACAGCAGCAGCAGCAGCGGGCCAUUGUACAUCUGUACGUUCCAGCUCUUCCAGCACUUGUUCUGUGCUGAAUAAUUUUUUCCCCAUACUCCAUGAUUUGAAGAUAGCUCCGCGUCAUGUUACUUACAUACCCAGGUAUACGGAGAUAUGCCGUUUGAUUUUGCACACGCAUACGGAGAUAUGCCGUUUGAUUUUGCACACGCAUACGGAGAUAUGCCGUUUGAUUUCUCACACGCACACACACUAUAGUUGUAUCAGUGCUUCUCUCUAUUUAGUCAUGUAGUGUACACGGUUUCCAUGGUUACUAUGUCCGCCGUGCUUUUCGGAAACCUUACUUUUACCUAGUCACUUGAAGCUUUGAAAAACUGUUUAGAAGUGUUACGCUGUUCUAGCAUUGCGGGAGUUGUCAGUAGUGCACCAUCACUGCCAUUGCUACUGCCAUUAGUUCGGCUACUGCUAGUCUAGCAGUAGCCGAACUAAUGGCAGAGUCGACGUCCCGUCCAACUCUGCUUUUGUGAGUUUCUCUCUUGAUUUAUCUGGUGGUGUGCUUGAGUUGACAUACUGCACGCACCGCCUAGCUGUAUGUACGUAUGUUCAUGAUUGCUGGUUUGAAUAUUGAUCCCUGAUUGG
Molecule: messenger RNA, 1603 nt
Organism: Sycon ciliatum
Lineage: Eukaryota; Metazoa; Porifera; Calcarea; Leucosolenida; Sycettidae
Product: integral membrane protein GPR137B-like
Exons: 3
Biological process (GO): positive regulation of TORC1 signaling
Cellular component (GO): lysosomal membrane
Source: RefSeq, a predicted model, not a curated record